This is a messenger RNA of Neurospora tetraspora, 888 nucleotides long. RefSeq lists its product as uncharacterized. Bases 1 to 888 code for a protein of 295 amino acids. NCBI's taxonomy places the organism in Eukaryota, Fungi, Ascomycota, Sordariomycetes, Sordariales, Sordariaceae. The transcript is spliced from 5 exons. The record is from RefSeq and is a predicted model, not a curated record.
AUGGCCCUGGUAACAUCCAAGGACGAAGCUGACCUGAGCAACGAGAUAUUCGACAUUGCAACCAACGGUGAUCUCGUCAUCCGUCUCAAUGAUGGAUUGGUGAGAGAACGACAGGGUUGCUGUUUCAAUGCCGGCCAAAGACAUUCUUCAGGUCGCUAUUCUAGCAUUCAAGUACGACCGGUGUUCAUCAUGGCACUCUUGACAAAAUUCUCGGGGCCAUACAUAAAGCUUCUUCAUGUCCAUGACCUGUUAUUGAUAGAGGCAAGGGUCUUCAAAUACCGGCGAAUCUUGCUCUUGGAGGAACGAAGAAGCCAUCUACAGCAAGAACUUCUCAGGAUUAUCCGUAAAAGAAUCAGGGACGACUUUCUCACCUUCCCUUACUGCUCCUGUACCUCUCCGGAGUUCAAAGAGAUCUGUGCAAAGUUCGAGGGCGAUUACACGCCAGACAAGUUAACAGGCGACUCCAUGUCUGUUCUCAAGAUUUUGACAAUUUUGACGACAACCAUUCCGAAUGAUGUGCGUGGAUGGCAUAAUUGUUUGAUCCACAAAAACGAACUCGACAAGCUUUCGUCCAUGGAAACGGACUCUAAACAACUGGUGGCCUUGACACAAAGGCUGGCAGUCUGUCAGGAGCCAAUCCGUAGUCGUAAAGCACCCUUAGCAACUCCUCCCGCUCAGGAAUGGUCGGCAUCGAGGCAAGAAUGUCGUCCCGGAUCUUUGACUGACCGACGUCAUCGCGGUUGUCAAUGCUUUCCUUCGCCGUUCGUCUGUACACUCAGCGCGAGUAUGCCAGACGAUCCCGGAAAAAGGGGCGGUGCGGCAGACUCGGUUAUUGUGCAUCUUAACAAUAGGUCCUACGAUAUGAGCUACCGAGAAUUAGAGGUAUAA